GGUGUCUAUUUCAUCCCCAAGGAGAGAUGGAACCAACAGUCAAUUACGACCUUCUUGGUGUAGAGAGAGACGCUCAAACGAUCCGACUCCUGCAAGUUGUACCGGCUACUCUGAUGGUGUAUGACUAUGGUCGAAUAUAUUUGGAAGAAACGGUUCUCAAUCAUCUCAGUCAUUUAUCUCAUAUUUCGAUACUUCGGCAUCCUAUAUAUACUGUUUUCCAUGGCAGAAUUCAUUGCGAAUGAAAAUUCUACCAACAAGGCAGUUACUCAUGAUUUCCCUGCCGUCGACAUGUGGUUCAGUUGCUUAGCUUACUGGUUUGUCCAAAUUAUUUUGGUAUUGCGGCUCUACGUUCUGUAUAGCGGCUCACGGAAGGUUCUACUCGCGGCAGUCUCAGGCUUGGCUGCAGAAGCCAUCGUCAUGAUCGUGUGCGUGGCACUUCUUACGAUUUCCGCAGACGAAAUCCUAUUGAACCUCGGGUUCAAAGUCAGCGCGUUCCCUGAUGUAGCCCUCAAAAUCUACGUCAAUUAUUCCGCUAUGAUAGCGUGCGAAUGCCUAUUGUUUUCGCUCGCUUUCGCUGCAGCCGUCCGGCGGCAUCGAGAGAAGCUCGGACCUCUCCCCGCCAAUUGGAAUGGAGUAAAACGCCUAAAGGACAUUCUCAUCGAAGGAAAUGUGCUUUACUUUCUUGUGAUCAUGCUUUAUUCCAUUGUAUACCUAGUAAUAUCACUCACCCUUCCUGUUGAAUGGCUCCUUGGAAUACUCUCCCUCGGAGCUUCCUUCACAAUCCUUAUUGGCUGUCGCCUUAUCUUGCAUGUCCGAAGCGCAGCUUCACAACUUCGCAUUUCGUCAUACGUAACUGACGAGGACGGUCCAGCUCCCUCAUGGCCCUCCAUAGCCUUCUCGUACACAACUGGCAGUUGUACAUCUUGUUGAUUUGUGUUCUCCUAUCGAAGUAGGGUACUAUCCGAGACCGUCGUGUAGCCGAAUUGAACGCCAUUUAAGGCCAAAUUCCCUCAGUACUAUCAUAGU
This is a messenger RNA of Pisolithus orientalis, 1026 nucleotides long. RefSeq lists its product as uncharacterized. NCBI's taxonomy places the organism in Eukaryota, Fungi, Basidiomycota, Agaricomycetes, Boletales, Pisolithaceae. The transcript is spliced from 12 exons. The record is from RefSeq and is a predicted model, not a curated record. Bases 121 to 930 code for a protein of 269 amino acids.